Saimiri boliviensis boliviensis (Bolivian squirrel monkey) is the source of this 1478-nucleotide messenger RNA. RefSeq names its product TLC domain containing 2 (gene TLCD2). Gene Ontology annotation, biological process: phospholipid homeostasis; plasma membrane organization; regulation of membrane lipid distribution. The record is from RefSeq and is a predicted model, not a curated record. Gene Ontology annotation, cellular component: plasma membrane. NCBI's taxonomy places the organism in Eukaryota, Metazoa, Chordata, Mammalia, Primates, Cebidae.
GCUGAUGACGCUCAGCAGGUGAAAGGCGCGGGAGUGGGAGAGAGGAGGUCAAGGGUCGCGGGGUGGGGUCGGGAGUGUCAGGCGAGGUGGGACCAGAGACCGGGUCUGCAGCUCGGAACGCUUCGGGACGCACGUAGCUGGGGAGGACCCCCGAGCUGCAGCGCGCGGUCUGGUGUCCGGAGCCCCCGAACCGCUCUCCCGGGGUGGGGCGGGACGCCACCGGUUGCCAAGGCUCGGGGACGGCGGCCCAGCGGUUGCUCCAAUCACCGCCCGGCCCGAGGAACGGGGCGUGGACCCGGGGAAAAGUUCCUGCGGAUCCCGAAGGCGGGGCGCGGGGGAGGGCGCCUCACCCUGCCCUGCCGGGUAGUGGGGUUCCCAGUCCCCGCGGGGCCGCUGCUGCUUCCCGGUCGAGAGCGCGGGCGCCGAGGGAACCCACCCGGACCCCCCAGCCGGCCAUGGUGCCGCCGGGGCUCCUCGUGACUGGCGCCUCCUUCCUAGCGUUCCGGGGGCUGCACUGGGGGCUGCGGCUGCUGCCCACGCCGGGACCCGCGGCUCCGGACAGCUGGCGGUGGCGGAACCUCUGCGUGUCCCUGGUUCACAGCCUGCUCUCGGGGAUCGCGGCGCUGCUCGGGCUGAUCCUGCACCCUCAGAUGGCCGCCGACCCCAUCCAGAGCCACCCGCGCUGGGCCCUGGUGCUGGUAGCGGUGUCUGUAGGUUAUUUCCUGGCCGAUGGAGCUGACCUGCUGUGGAACCAGCCCCUGGGCAAGACCUGGGAUCUCCUCUGUCAUCACUUGGUGGUGGUGAGCUGCCUCAGCACUGCUGUUCUGUCUGGCCAGUACGUGGGCUUCUCCAUGGUGUCUCUGCUCCUGGAGCUGAACUCUGCCUGCUUGCACCUGCGGAAGCUUCUGCUGCUUUCUGGCCAGGCCCCGUCCCUGGCCUUCAGCGUGACCAGCUGGGCCUCCUUGGCCACCCUGGCCCUCUUCCGCCUGGUGCCGCUGGGGUGGAUGAGUCUGUGGCUGCUCCGGCAGCGCCACCAGGUUCCUCUUGCUCUGGUCAUCCUGGGUGGAGUUGGGCUGGCCACUGUGGGUGUCAUGAGCACCAUACUGGGUAUCCGCAUCCUCGUCAGUGACGUUCUGCGGUUUCGACCCCGUCCGUCCAUCCUUGGGCACGAGAAAACCAGGAAGACCAGGACAUGUGGUGACGAUGGACCCAUCACCAGGGACAGUUCCACUAUCAACCUGAAAGACUAGAGAGAAGCCAUGGCCUCUCCAUGGGGGAGAUGAGGCCAGGGCCAGGCCCAGGAGAUGACGGUCUUCAGUACACAGUCCCCAUCAGGGUGAGGCACGCUGACUAUCCGCAUCUCAGUGUGUCUUCCAGCUAACUCACAACCCUUCCCCUUCCUAGGAUCUAAGAAGAAAUGCUGAUGUUGGGCCAGGUGUGGUGGCUCACACCUGUAAUCCCAUCACUGUGGGAGGCUG